Molecule: messenger RNA, 1568 nt
Organism: Durusdinium trenchii
Lineage: Eukaryota; Dinophyceae; Suessiales; Symbiodiniaceae
Source: the annotation of a GenBank genome assembly
CAACCUUGGAGCAAAAGCCACCGACCCACGUCCUCACCCAGCCAUGGCUUGGAGCCCUCGGCGGCCGGUGGAGCGCAUGGUGUCGAUGCCAGCUCGUCCCAAGCCGGCUGGACGAGUGGCUCCACCCACGCAGCUGGGCGUGGUGUACAGCUCCUCUCCGGGCACCGCGCUGCAUCGCCCGUACCCGCAGGUGCCUGCUUUUGUACUCAGCCCCCGAAGCUGCUCAGGUGUCCAGCGGGUGCUGUCACGCACUCCCACGGUGCCUUGGCGGGGUGCAGGCCCCGGGGUUCGCAGCUCCAGUGCAGAGAACCUGGGAACAGGUGCCGCCAAAAGUGCGAGCAAGUCGCCCAGAGGGAAAGCUGCUGCCUGCCCUCGCCGGGAUAGGUCGAGCGAGCUGAGACCGGAUGGCCGGAGAGACGGUGUGGAGAUCCUUUGUGCUCCUGUAAGUCCUGUAAGGCCAAAAGCUCCCAGUGCGGUCAAUGGUGUGAUGCGCUGUGCCAGCGCGGUGGUCUCGAGGCCAAAGCAUGCCUCACCCCAACGACAGGCAUCUGGAGGCCGCUUACCGAGCUCCGCGCGGGAGGUGCGCGUGCCGCUCAGCGAGCUCUGCGAGCCCCGAGUGCCAGAGUCUCCGCGCGACCAGAUGCGGAGUUCCCCAGGGGAAGAGGGAAGCGCCGAGGAGGAGGGACUGCGGGAACGCACUCCGGCACCACUUCCGGAAGGUCUCGGUGGAUUGGAGCAGGUCUUGCUUGAUCGCAUCGCAGCUCUAGAAGCUCAGGUCGUCGACCGUCAUGGCCUGCUGGCGAAGAUCCACCAGCAGCAGGAGCAGCUGGAUCGCCUGGAGUGUUUAGCCAAGGAGAACGCAGCUUUGAAGGCGCAGGUGGCCAAAGCACGACCAGCUCGAGGUCGAAAGACGCGGGGGGGUGGGCAAACGCUGACGCCCUGGUGUGGGCCCGGACUGGGACUCCCUUCGAAGGCGCCAGAGCUCCGCACCACCCGGGAACCCGCGCAGCGGCGCCAGCCGGUUGACGGGGGGCGGCCCGAUGCGCAGCGACUGCAGGUGCUUCCUCCGCAGUUCUUGGCCCCGAAGCUGGAGACGCGAAUCGAGGAGUUGGAAGAGGCCUUGGGCUUGGCGCUGGAGGAGCGAUGAAGGCACCAAUCUUGUGACUCAUCGACUCGAUAACUCAGCUGAGAAUCCGGUGGACAUGCCGCUAGUCCUGGUAGGGUGGAACAUGUUGUGAAUGGAGAGCAGAACUUCUACAAGUUCCAGUAAGUCUAAGUCUGCCUUGGAGCUUCGUACGAGUUCUUUGUCACGGGCUAGAUGAUUUGUUGGCCUAGUCAUUGGACUGGCAGAACCAAGACACCUCACCUCACCACACAUCUUGAGAGAAAUGAUCAAUCCAGGGUGACCACGAUCGACCCAGGGUGACCAACUUUUUUGUCCACUCGCAGAAGCUGUACUAUGUUUGCUAGUACUUGGCUACUCAUGCACAUCAUAUCACGGUGAGCAUGGUAAUGUCUUGAAUCAGUUUGUGAGUUCUACGCUCUGUAGCUGAUGCUCUCACAGAGUC